Messenger RNA from Cyclocybe aegerita, 5208 nucleotides. Lineage: Eukaryota; Fungi; Basidiomycota; Agaricomycetes; Agaricales; Hemipholiotaceae. The record is from the annotation of a GenBank genome assembly.
AUGGCGAGCUCGACGAAUAUCAAAGUAGUUUGCCGAUUCCGUCCCGUCAACGCGAUUGAGCAGCGGGAGGGUGGCGACAUUGUGGUUUCUUUCGAUGACAAUCUACAAACCGUCGGAGUCAGGUCGGCCCAAACGAUGUCUGGUCCGGAGAAGGAUGGAUUCACGUUUGAUCGAGUUUUUCCUAUGGGAACGCAGCAACACGAGGUGUUUGACUACGGGGUGAAGGAUGAAUGGUCUGCAGAUGUUCUGGACGGAUACAACGGGACGGUCUUCGCUUAUGGACAAACUGGUAGUGGAAAGACAUUCACCAUGAUGGGAGCGGAUAUUGAUUCUGACGAGCUCAAGGGAAUCAUACCUCGUAUCACUGAACAGAUUUUCCAGUCAAUAGUAGAGAGUGAUGCCCAUCUAGAGUAUCUCGUGAAGGUUUCUUAUAUGGAGAUCUAUCUCGAGAGAAUACGAGAUCUUCUUGCACCACAAAACGACAAUCUGCAAGUUCAUGAAGAGAAGUCCAAGGGCGUUUAUGUCAAGAAUCUUUCAGAUUACUACGUCAGUAGCGCACGCGAGGUUUAUGAAAUUAUGCGAACAGGCGGCGCUGCUCGAGUGGUCACGGCGACGAACAUGAAUGCCGAAUCAUCUCGAUCGCAUUCCAUUUUCUUGAUCACAAUCGAGCAGCGAAACACGGAGACUGGUGCUCGAAAGACCGGAAACUUGUACCUGGUCGAUCUUGCUGGUUCGGAGAAGGUUGGAAAGACUGGGGCAUCUGGCCAGACAUUAGAGGAAGCCAAGAAGAUCAACAAGUCUCUGUCUGCCCUCGGAAUGGUCAUUAAUGCAUUAACCGAUGGAAAGGCGAAGCACAUCCCGUAUCGUGAUUCUAAACUCACUCGUAUCCUUCAAGAGUCCCUCGGAGGCAACUCAAGAACCACCCUUAUCAUCAACUGUUCGCCGUCGUCUUAUAACGAGGCGGAAACGCUCUCCACCCUCCGAUUCGGUAUUCGCGCCAAGUCUAUCAAGAACACCGCUCGCGUUAAUGCUGAAUUAUCACCGCUGGAACUCAAAGGCCUCCUUUCAAAGGCGCAAUUGGCAAAUACCUCAUAUCAGAAAUACAUUGCCGCAUUGGAAGCCGAGUUGGCCAUCUGGCGUUCGGGAGGCUCUGUUGACGAGGGCGAUUGGGCUUCGCCUGGUAAGACAGGUGCACCUGCAGCAGCCAAGAAGCCGGCCCCCUCACCCACCCCAUCUGUGUCUGCGUCCACUUCCCGCAGUAUGACCCCCGUGAAUCCCACCAUCGAGGUAUUGAGAAGCGAACUGGAGUCCCGUCCUCAGACCCCAACAGUGAUUGGUUUGGAUAAGGAUGAGAGAGAAGACUUCCUGAGACGCGAGAACGAGCUUAGCGAUUCUCUCGCAGAGCGAGAAUCCACCCUUGCGGCUGCAGAGAAGCUAAUGAAGGAACUGAGGGAAGAAUUGGCAUUCCUGAAGGAGCAGGAGGCUGCUGUUAACAAGGAGAACAAGGCUAUGUCGACCCAACUAAAUGAGCUGAGGCUGCAAGUAGAACGAUUGGAUUACGACAAUAAGGAGGGCAUCAUCACGAUCGACAUCCUCAAAGAACAGAAUCAGGAUGCGAAAGCAGAGUCGGAAGAACUCAGGAAACAGAUUGCGGAGCUGAAGAGUGUUCAGAAGGACCCUUCAGGAGAAGACAAGGAGAAGCGCAAACAGGAAAAGAUGGCUAUGAUGAUGGCGAAAUUCGAUACUCAAGGCGCGUUCUCCGAGAAGGACGAACAAUUACGACAACUUCUUUCCAAGCUGGACAACCUGGAUUCUGCCGAGGCCUUAACUUCAGGAGACCUCAUUAGCAUCCGUCGGCAGCUCUCCGAGGGACAGAGCAUCCUGAGGGAGACCCUGGACCGCCUCCGACAGAGCCAAGAGGAGAAUGAGAUGAUCACAAGACGAAGGGACGAGCUGGAGACUCGAGUCGCUGCCCUUGAAACAGACUACGAGGAACUUCUAGAGAAAACUAUCCACGACGAAGAAACCAAUAACGUGGACGUCGCCGACAUGAUGGCAGAUCUUAAGAACAAACUUGAGAUCCAAUAUGCCGCCAAGCGCGAUGCUCUUCUUAGUGAAGUUGGAGACCUGAAGCAACAGCUGGAGGCCAGGAACAACGAUGUUCGCAGUCUCAACGCAUCCAUCGAUAGCUUGAAGAGCGUCAACGAAGAGCUCAAGCGUGCCUUCGCCGUGACGUCCGCUGGCAUUGAGGGCGGCAAGAACCUGGCAGAAAGUGCUCAAGACCUUGAACGAACCCGCAAGGCAAUUAAUGUUCAACUAGCGGAAUUCGAUGGUGUCAAGAAAUCUCUUAUGCGGGAUUUGCAGAACCGUUGCGAGAAGGUCGUGGAAUUGGAAAUCCAAUUGGACGAGAUCAAGGAACAGUACAACAACGUCAUUCGCAACAGCAACAAUAAAGCUCAACAGAAGAAGAUGGCUUUCCUAGAGCGCAACCUAGAGCAACUUACGUUGGUUCAGAAACAGCUUGUCGACCAAAAUUCGUCGUUGAAGAAAGAGGCCGGAAUUGCAGAACGCAAACUGCUUGCACGUAAUGAGCGGAUACAGAACCUGGAAGCUCUCCUUCAAGACGCAGACCGCCGACUCUCUGUCCAAAACCAGAAGUUCGAAACACAGCUACAGGCAGUCAAGGAACGUUUGGAUCAGGCUCGGGCACAAAAAGCAGUGUCAUCCUCGACUCUGAGCUUCGGUCGCAUCGCAAAGCCGCUGCGCGGAGGUGGAGGGAGCACCAUCACUAACCCGAUAGUGCCGGCCACAGGCGCCUCUUCUGCAAAUCCCUUGGCGAGGCUUCAGAAUGAGGAAGGAGGUCAUAAAGAUUCUGCACACUCAACCGUCACGCAAACGAGGAUGCCGUCGGUCAGCCCGUCAUUAGAGCAGCCCGCCUCUUCGCCCGGAAUACAUUAUGGAAUGGGCUCUAGCCCUAAUCACCUUGCUGUUCUGAGCAACGAGUGGCCGGUUUGGGGCUCUCGGCCAGUGUCUCCGCAGGAGAAAAAGGUUCAGAUGGCUUUUGGGAGUUUGGGGCCCGCAGGGGAUGCCGGGAUGUCUACUCCGCAGUCUGUUCUUCAUGUUACGGAUGAUGGGUGGACCAUGAAGCUUGACUCUGGACAGCAUCCAGGUUUUCAAUCUAGAACACCAAAUCGGGUAGAAAGCAUCCAGCAACAUAACGGAUUACUGCCGCCAGGAGGUACCCCUGCCAUCGAUAGACCUGUCGGUUUGCCCAACCAAUGGAUAUCGCCGCUACCGAAGAAUGAACCACAACAGAGGUUCACCGGCGGCCGAGUGGCCCACGUAUCAUCUCCGCCUGGUGUUCCACCCGCAUUUCCUGCCCCACAUCCUUCCCAAGUUACUAACUAUGGUCGCCCAGGACAAUUUGAACCUGCGAUCCCAGUAGUGAAGGAUGACGUUCCAUGGAGCAAUUUACGUAGCAUGUCACUCGAAGAGGAACAUGCAAGCCACCGUGCAGGAAUUCCUAUGCCAGCGCCUCUCCCCCAUCCACAAGGUCCCUAUAAUUUAUAUCCGACAGAGUACCCAGGAUAUUUCUUAAUACCGCCUCCGGAGCCGUUUACAGAUUUCUCAUUCAGUUUUGACGCGUAUCGACCUCAACCGGGAGCACAUUUCCUCCCUGCCGCGCCGCCUCAUCAUACCCACCCAAAUAGUGCCAACACACCUUUCGGUAAUCACCCUGCGCCGUUACUGACUAGUCCUAUGCCUGAUAUGCGGCAUAACCAUAUCCCGUCGUUUUCGGCACCGUAUGAGUUCCCAGCGCCUAUGCCGCCAGCUCCUUUUUUCUUUCCACCACCGCUGCCCAUGCUACCUCCGCAAUUGCCCAUUCAGCCCAUGGCUGGGGGUAAUCUCAACCAUAGUUUCGACCGACAGCGACGCGACAUUCCGCAUAAUACUAAUAUUGUCCCUUUGUCCCUGUCACCUCGCCGCCUACCUUUCAAUCGGUCACCUCAAAUGAAGCAACCAAAUUAUGUUCCCCACAGUCCAGCGCACCCUGCGUCCAAUGGUACAAUUCGAGUUGCUCGUCGCGCCAGCAACAUCCUUGGCAGCCCAGGAACUCCGCGUAGCUCCUUCCUGGAAGAUUUCCGGUCUAAUCGAGAGAAAUCAUGGAAGCUCAAGGACCUGUUUGGCCAUAUCAUCGAGUUCAGCAGUGAUCAGCACGGCUCCCGAUUUAUCCAACAGCAGCUUGAAGAGGCUAGCCUAGAAGAAAGACAGCUUGUCUUCGAGGAGAUUGUGCCAAAGAAGACGGAGCUGCUUAUACAAGAUGUUUUUGGGAACUAUGUUAUUCAGAAGUUCUUCGAGCUUGGAACACCAGAACAGAAGGAUGCCCUGGCGAAGGCUGUUGAGAGCAAGGUUGUUGCUUUUUCGCUUCAAAUAUAUGGGUGCCGGGUGGUGCAAAAGGCAAUUGAUUGCAUAACCGAAGCGCAACAAACGUCAAUUAUACUUUCUUUGGAGCAACACAUCCUGACGUGCAUCAAAGAUGCUCAUGGGAACCACGUCAUCCAGAAGCUUGUUGAGGUUGUGCAGCCUGACCGUUUGACCUUCUUGCGGACCAUCAGCGAAAACAUCCACGAUCUUUCUACACACCCCUAUGGGUGUCGCGUUUUGCAACGAUGCCUGGAACAUCUGCCGCAGACGCACACUCGAGCCUUGUUGGACUCAAUCCACAAUUACACCUUGGAUCUGAUGAGGGACCAAUAUGGUAAUUAUGUUAUUCAAUUCAUCCUUGAGCAAGGGAGAGAGCACGACAAGGCUAUCGUCAUCUCUCGAAUCCAAGGCAAUUUAAUCAAGCUUGCACAGCAUAAAUACGCGUCGAACGUUUGUGAAAAAGCUCUCACUUGUACUGAAUCAGAAACUCGCCAACUGUUGAUUGACGAGAUCAUGACACCGGGUGUUGAUGGUCAAAGCCCUAUUGUACUCAUGGUUAAAGACCAAUAUGCAAAUUACGUUCUGCAACGGGCUUUGGCCGUUGUCGAAGGUGAACAAAGGGUACUUUUCUUCAACCUGGUAAAGCCUUUACUGGCGGGGCUCCGCAAGUCUACGACAACGUACAAUCGGCCACUAGUUUCAAUUGAGCGCCUAAUGGAGAAACAUUUUGGAAAACAGAGCGCAGCACCAGCUUCUGAGAAACAUGAAGCUGCGCGCAGCUGA